AUGAGAUUAGAAUCCCAAAUUCAAUUUGUGCUUACUUCUGUAUGGUAUGAGAAUGGCAUUAAGAAGGUAUAUGAGCUCUUCCCUGAUGCAUUCACGCCCAGAUCGAGAUCGAAGGCUCCAGAAGCCAAGAUUAAGAAGGUUGAGAGAUCUGUCGUGGCACCAUCACCACCAAGCUCGUCCACAACCUUGAUUGCUGGUAUUCCGUUGCAAGAUUGGUUGGCGCUUAAGCAAGGAGAUCCAGAAACUGCCCAGGAAUUGAUGGAGAAUUGGAAGGCUGCGCAAGCAGAGAAAAAAGCCGAAGAGGCAAAGGCAAAGGCAAAGGCAAAGAAAGAGGCUGAAGAAGCAGAGGCCAAGGCAAAGAGAGAGGCUGAAGAGUCGAAGGCUAAGCCGAAGUCAGAUUCUACCGCCAAGAAAGAAGGUUCGGAAUCAGAUGUUGAUUUGUCGCACCUGCUCGACAACAGAGAGACCUCAGCGUACGCGCCCGGUGGAGCAUGGAGAAAUAGAUUGCAGCCAAGUCAAGAUAGAAAGGGUUCUAAGUCGCAAGAUUCGAAUCAGAAGAAAGGUUCCAACCCUCAAAGUAAAGAUGAGAGAGAGAGCAAGCAACCAUGGAAGAAAUACAAGCAUUGGGACAAUGUUCCAGCAGAAUACAAGCGAGCUCUCAACGCAGCAUACCAAUUUUUGGAGCUUUGGGCUCAAUUGAAUAAUCGCCCCGAGACGAGAACAGCUUUGGAGUUUCUCAACAUUUUGUUGAAAGAUCCAGAGCAAGUACCUCAAGAUGGUCCUUUGAAGGAAUUCCUUCUGAAGACCAAGAGAAUUUUGAACAGCCCGAAUCACGUUUCGAAUUUUUUGAAAACUUCUGGUGGCAAUUCGAGUUGGGCAGGAUUUUCUAACAGCGGCCCAAUGUCAGGUGGAGGACUUCCCUCGACUGAUUUAAAGGGAGUUCAGAGCCGACUCGAGCCAUUGCGCAGUGUUGGCGAUAACCUCGGAAGCUCUGAGGAUGAGAUUCAGAUUGCCAAGUUGACUACUGACAUGGAAGCAAUUUUGCUGGCUAACGAGGUCACGGAAGAGGAGAUGCUAGAUCCUAAUGGACCUAUGCAGAAUGAAUCCAAAGCUCGCGUUAAUUGGAUCAAUUGGCGUAAUCAGAGAGAGGCUUUGGUCAAGAAGAGAAAGACAAUCUCUGCUGUUUACAAGGGAGGUGUCAAUGUCAAUGCAGUGACAUUCGGUGAUCCAAAUCCGUUUGUUUUACUUGCAAAGAAGGAAUCGAAGGAGGAAUUGAAGAAGGGAUUGGAGAAGGAAGGUCCUUCAUCUCCUGCUGAAGCAGAGAGUGAAGAGACAUCAAAGACUAUUACUGAGGGGGGUGAAGAUGCUGGUGGCGACACCUCGGUAGAUUAA
This is a messenger RNA of Botrytis byssoidea, 1392 nucleotides long. RefSeq lists its product as uncharacterized. The record is from RefSeq and is a predicted model, not a curated record. Lineage: Eukaryota; Fungi; Ascomycota; Leotiomycetes; Helotiales; Sclerotiniaceae. Bases 1 to 1392 code for a protein of 463 amino acids. The transcript is spliced from 3 exons.